UGUUAACGACAUUACAUGCUGUGGGAAUUGCGCUUGUACUUUAAUAGACUUAAACAAAUAUAUUAAGUAAAUUAUUGCAAUUUAAUAAUUGAUUUAAUAAACAAUAAUAUAAAGAAAAUCAGCUUUAGGAAAUAAGCAUAUCUUUUUUGACUUUAGAAGGAAUAGCUGUAAAAAUGUCGCAGGAAAAUCAAGGUAACCAGUUAGAGGAGAUACAAAAACAAAUAUUCGAUGCAAUUGCAAAAAACGAGACUAAUGUUUUUAAGCAAUUAAUAACACAAGCUAAGGGAGGAGUAAAUUUUGUGGACGAUGGCGGGAUGACACCACUUCAACAUGCAUGUUGCAAGGGUAACAAAGAAGUAGUGGAGUUACUAUUAGAUAUGGGUGCUGAUAUCAACUACAAUAAACAUGGUGCCAAUUAUACCCCUUUGCAUUUUGCCGCGCUUUCGGGUAAUACCGAAUUAUGCCGACUUUUACUAGAUGCUGGCAUAAACCCAAGUAGCCUAAAUAGUGUUUCUAGAACUGCUUCCCAAAUGGCAGCAUUUGUUGGUAAUCAUAGUUGCGUUGAAGCAAUUAAUAACUAUAUAUCCAAGGAACAACUAAAAUAUUACACAGUACCACAAGGCCAACAAACUGAACCAAUUUUACCACCAAGCACCCUACAAAGUUUUCAUUCAUUUGUAAUAGAAGUGAAUUUACAUCCCGUACGCAUAGCACUGAAUCUGCAGUCUUUGGGUUUAAUCAAAUAUAUGUCUGGUCUAAAAAGGGCGUUAGAAUUAUUAUCCGAAAAGGAAAUGACGAAAUCGCAUGAUGUGAACGAACUUAUGGCAUUUAAAUAUCAUUAUUUACGUUGGAUCUUAUCGGAAAUAAUGCGUUGCGAAGAACAAUGUAAAGCUCAGAAGAAAGACAAGCCAGUUGAAGCGGAUGCUAAUAAAACAGAUUUUAUUGAGUUGUUUAUUAAACGAGCGCUAAAAGAAAACAAAUCAGGACAAUUGGAUUAUAUAGAAUACACAAUACGCGAUUGUACUCGAGAAUUUCGGUUUAGAGAAACGAUUAUUUUUAGACAAAUAGUGUCACAACUAGCUUCCAAAGAUGCUUUACCCGCGUUAAAUGUAUUGCGAAACAAUAUUAAUGGUCUACGUGGAUUUGUUGAGGAAACAUCAUUUUGCAGUUCAUGUGGUAAUGAGAAACCUGAUAAGAAGUGCUCAAAAUGCCGAGCUGUACAAUAUUGCGAUCGGGAGUGCCAACGUUUGCAUUGGUUUAUGCACAAAAAAACUUGUGCUCGACCCACAUCAAAUGCAACACCAACAACCGCAUCGGCUACAAAGGAACCAAUAGAUGUUAGUGAAUUACGUGAAGCAAUUGCUGAUGUCACUGCCAGUUAAACACAAUUUAAGUUAGCCACAUCACUGUGUUAUUAAGAAUUUUUCUUUAUUGGAAAAACUUGUGUUUCUUAUGUUUUUGAUUUGUUCAUUUGUAAAAUGCAAUAAUAUAUUUAGUCAUUUAUAUUUUGGUUUUAUGCUUUACUUUACUUAAUAUUGACAAUUUUCUAAAUCUGAAAAAAAUAUAGAAUUAUAUUAAACCAAUUAUAAAAAAAUGCAAUAAAUAAAAAUUCAAUAGAAAUUC
Teleopsis dalmanni is the source of this 1623-nucleotide messenger RNA. RefSeq names its product ankyrin repeat and MYND domain-containing protein 2-like. NCBI's taxonomy places the organism in Eukaryota, Metazoa, Arthropoda, Insecta, Diptera, Diopsidae. The record is from RefSeq and is a predicted model, not a curated record. The transcript has 3 exons. Gene Ontology annotation, molecular function: protein binding. The coding region runs from base 174 to 1382 and encodes 402 amino acids.